Messenger RNA from Ostertagia ostertagi, 825 nucleotides. The record is from the annotation of a GenBank genome assembly. NCBI's taxonomy places the organism in Eukaryota, Metazoa, Nematoda, Chromadorea, Rhabditida, Trichostrongylidae.
AUGGAGCUCUGUGAACUGCAACUAUACCCUGAAGAUGACACCUGGCCAUCGGACAUCGACACUCGUAUCGCUCAACUCGAUUUCGGGGGCGAUUCGGCACUGUUCGCCUCGAGUUCCGUCAGUACUGACUCGCUGGACUCGGAACAACUCCGGGAACGAUGCCGUCAUCGAACCGAGGACUUCCAGCUCACAUUCGCCGAUUCAGGACAUUGGCAAAGCGGCCAGCUGACCACGUGGGGACGAAUUCGUUCCACUGAACCGCUUGAUGAAACAACUGCCAGUGCACCAAACGUGGUAACCCGUCCACCUACGACGCCGUCCACUACAGCCAACAAUCAACGACCGACGAGUCUUUUGGCGAAUUUUGUCGGCCGUGAACUCGAAAAUGGUGGUGUUGGUCGUUAUGUGGACGUCAACGACAACGAGAUUCAGCUCGAAGCGGCGAGCGCCUCCACGUCUCAGGACCGCUGGAGAGCCGCCCGACCGGCGGCGUCGUCAGCACCGACGAGCGGUGGCAGUUUCGUCCGCACGUCGGCGCCGACGAAACCACGACGAACGUUCGCCGAUUUGCACAAGUCAAUCGCACCCGAGCUGCGAUUUCUCGCUCUUCCGCAUCAGAUUCCAACAUUAUGUGAGUCGUCGACGAUGUCCUUAAGUGAUGUGAUGCUGAAAGUUCAACGUGAGGGCAUGCCUCCAUUGACGUCCGACCUAGAUUUACCACUGCCAUCGUUGCUUCAGGCAAGUUCCAGAUAUUCCGGCCUUGGUUGCAGUGGACCAGCACAUAUUGAGGACUGGGCCUCGCUUUCGAUUCUGCUUCCCAAGUGA